This is a messenger RNA of Pocillopora verrucosa, 315 nucleotides long. NCBI's taxonomy places the organism in Eukaryota, Metazoa, Cnidaria, Anthozoa, Scleractinia, Pocilloporidae. The record is from RefSeq and is a predicted model, not a curated record.
AGUCUGAAAUCAAAAAGAAACAUUUUAAUGUCAGAAUUAUUUGCAAUGAAGACAAUCAACACGCUCCUGAUCAUAUUCGUCCUGACCUGUUUAAUCUCUCUGUCAAAUCCUAUGGCAAUAGGAAAAGGUCAUCAAAAAGAACUAUCUUCCAGUACUUUUCUACGACAAUUUUCCAUUGAUGAUACCGAACAAAAACGAUUACUGCCAUGUGAAGACGUCGGAGACCCAUAUCACUGCUUUUAUUUAGCUGUGGUUGAAGAUAAUUGCGAUCAGCAUGGUGGUAACCUGUGUAGUUAUUCUUGCGGGCUGUGUUAA